Molecule: messenger RNA, 2611 nt
Organism: Mustela erminea (ermine)
Lineage: Eukaryota; Metazoa; Chordata; Mammalia; Carnivora; Mustelidae
Product: translation initiation factor IF-2-like
Exons: 3
Coding region: 595-1236 (213 amino acids)
Source: RefSeq, a predicted model, not a curated record
UCUACUAAGGAAGUUGUGAAAUCCGCAAACACACCCCAUCCCAAAUCUAUCGGUGGGGCUGGCGGAGGCUGAGUCAUUCCUAGGAGUAACUUUAUACCGAUCCUCGCACUCCCGGGUCGGGACAAAGGCAUCUCUCCGAUCCUCCUGCUGUGCGCUUCGUUCGGCCUCGGCCCAAUUCCUCUCUCUGGUUUCCCAAGUCAAAGACAAUAUUAGGGCUAAGCCCGGUAGUGGUGACGACAAGGGAGAGUACGUCCCAGUGGGUUAGGCGUCCCUCCCCCUCGGCCACUCCCGAAAUUCGGCCCGGAGCGCGUACACGGAGGGACCCCCGCGGCCCCGGCCGAGGAAGCCGCAGGUAGGCCUGCACGGGGCGAGCCCGCCCCACAUCUCCCGUAGCCCAGUGGCGCUUCGACUCGAACCGCGAGUCUCCUCAGGGGCUGUCGCGCCAGGGAGGCAGCCGCAGGGCAACACCUGCCGCGGCCGGAUGCGCCAGACUCGCCGGCUCACAAACCUGCUAGCCAGUGGCGUUCGGCCCGGUGGGGACCCGGGCGUUCCCGGCCCACUGUGCCCAGGCUCGCCGAGCGGCUCCGGUGUCAGAUGGGGGAAGGGGCCACGGGCGGCGACGGCACUUACCUGGCAACACCUCCUCCUCCGCCGGCGGCAGCAGCAGAGCCAGCAGCCCCUGGCACCAUCUUCCGCCACCGCCUCGUUGUCGGCGGCGGCUACCAACCGCCCAUCGGGCACCGCCAACCGACAAAACCGCCGGUGUCCCAGGUGCCGGUGGCGGCCCCGAACUCCGGGCGGGAAGGGAGGGGUCGGGGCGGAGGGGGUACGCUGUCAGGCCCCUCGGCUCUGGGUCGGGGGCCGGGGGUCAGGGGGCCGCGGCCAGUCAGAGCCGAGGGGCCGGAACGACUCGGGGACCCCAAGGCAGCGCCGAGGGCUCGGCAGGGCCGCGGACACCGCCGCGGUUGGGUUUGUUAUUGUCGACUCCGUCCCUUCCUCCGCGGAGCAUGCCGGGAAACGGUGGGCGGGGGGAGGGGUGCGCCGGGCUGCCCUGCCGGCGCAGAGACGCGCGCGCAGGUCCGGAAGUCGGCCGGUACCCGGGAAGGGGGGGCGACUCCGCCCAUAGUCGUUGUCAGUAGGCCUGUGACUUGGCUGUCCUCUGGUGACCCGAGGAGAACGCUGGGGCGGCCUGUUGCGGUGCGAGCCGUCGUCCGGGCGCGCAUUGCUCCAAGGUGAUCUUGACCUUCCUUGCUACAGCGAGCUGGCCUGGGCUGGGCCGACUCCACCGAACUUUGGAUUAGCCCCAGGUUAAACAACUUUUCUCUUUGAACCUGUCGCGGAGGAGCGGGGUCCACUGAGGUUCCGUGCGUUCGUCGCCUGCCCGCACACUCGGCCAAAGUCUGUAAGGGGAUGACGAACCUGGCCGUGCCGCUGCCAGGCUAGACUACCCCCACCUCCAUACCCCCGCCGCCAGGACUGCGAGCAGCUGUUAAGUGUCUCGGGUAACUCUGCAAGUGUGGGGCGGCACAAUUUUUCUCAGACCAGGUAAGGCAAAGAAAACAUCCACAAGAGGAGAGAGUUAAGGUUUGGUCGAUUGGAAUGAGGGUGUAAGCGGCAAGACCACCAAUUUUCAGCUCUAUAAAUACUGAAUUUGUUCUCGAGUGGGUUAGCAUGAGCACGCUAAUGGGCGGGAAACAACUUGGGUGGAAUCCUGAAUUUGUGAAGAUGAACACUCACGAGCGAUGACUUGAAGCCACAAGGCUUUGAGUAUUAAAGUGUGGUUAGCAGAAGUUACACGUAGAAUAAUUAUAUAAUACUCUAAAUUCCUGUUGUAUCCAGAUAUAUAUGGUACGAGUCAAAGUUGAGAGGUGCUACCAGUGUCAGAGGCUCUUGAAUUGGGUUUGCAUAAAAAUGAGUAUUAUCACUGUUUUCAAGAGCACCGAAACAAAAAAUACUAUUAGGAAGCGAAGUUUGCAGUCCUUCACUUGUCACGUGGAAACUGACAAAACAAAACAUUGAACUACUGUCAUAGGUUGGAAGAAAUGAUCAGAAGAGAAGGUUCAUACCUUAAAAGUUGACAUCUUCUCCAGAGUGUAAGUGUCCUUAGGUGGCCUUUUAUGUCCUUCAAAUGAAGAUCCUGACCUACGUGAGGGAGAACUGUGGACACAUUAAGGACUCAAUCUGGCUUGGGGUCCAGCCAAUGCUUCCUACUGGCUGGAUGAUCUUCAGCAAGUACCUUACUCUGUGAUUCUGCUUCUUCAACCCUAAAAUGAAAACCAGAGCAGCACUUUGUCAGCAUAGAGUGAAAUAACAUUUGUAAGGAGUUGAAAAAAAUACCUACCAUGUGGUAAGUGCUCAAUCAAUACUGUCUGUUAUUAUUCAUUCUAGAUAUAAUCUCCCCCCUUUUAGCUUUAUGCCCUUGCUCAGGCUAUCACUUUUCCAGGAAUUUUCAGAGGUCACCUGUCAAUAGGCUACCAAUUUUUCGAAAUUCUUUUUCUUGGUCUGCCCAGUUGCAUGUCAUUUCUUUGUUCUGUGAGCCUUCACAGAACCUUCUGUGGUACUUCUACUCUGUCUUUCUGAAGUUAUCUGAGAACUUCUCUCCUUCCCCAUU